Messenger RNA from Papaver somniferum (opium poppy), 591 nucleotides. RefSeq lists its product as uncharacterized. The transcript has a single exon. The coding region runs from base 1 to 591 and encodes 196 amino acids. The record is from RefSeq and is a predicted model, not a curated record. NCBI's taxonomy places the organism in Eukaryota, Viridiplantae, Streptophyta, Magnoliopsida, Ranunculales, Papaveraceae.
AUGAAGAACAGGCUACACAGAUGGAAUGACAAGCUAGUUAAUCAAUCAGGAAGAACUACAUUAGUAAAACAUGUUCUCAAUGCAAUUCAAGUCCAUCAAAUGAGUACUUUUAAGUUUCCAGACAAGUCCAUUGAAGAAUUAGAAAGAGUUCAGAGGCAGUUUUGGCUGAAUAAAACUACUAGAAAUGGUAUUGUUAUCACAGCAUGGAGGAACCUAUGUAGAGACAAAGAUUCUGGAGGUUUGGGUUUCAGAGAUUUAAAGAGUUUUAACAUAGCUCUUUUGGCAAGAUCAUCUUGGAGAUUAUGCAAACAAGAGAGUCAACUAUGGGCAAAAGAUUUAAAAGUAAAACAUUUCCCUAAUACUUCACUUCUUCAUGCACAUGAAAAGAAGAAUGCCACUUGGGCUUGGAAGAGGUUAUACAUCAUCAUUGCUUUCUUUAUAGAUUGUAGUUUCUGGCAGGUUGGGAAUGGUAAAAAAAUCCAUAUUUGGUUGGAUAAAUGGGCUACAGGGGUUGAAGAACAAGUUACUCUAACUGCUGACACCAAUCUCAAUAUACAAGACUUUAAUCUGGUUUCUGAUCUAAUUGAUUAA